Molecule: messenger RNA, 2347 nt
Organism: Arabidopsis arenosa
Lineage: Eukaryota; Viridiplantae; Streptophyta; Magnoliopsida; Brassicales; Brassicaceae
Source: the annotation of a GenBank genome assembly
GCUCUCAUUAUCGCCGAGAAAAUCUCGCCGGAGAAAACAAAAAGAAUGUCGGAAGAGUUCGCACUUCGAGUAGAGCAAGGUCUUAAGCUCUCAAGACGAAUAUACUACGGCAAAGGCAUCGCUCCUCCUGUAGUACCGGAUUCUCCUUCAUCGCCGGGGAAUUUUCUUCCGACGGCGAUUACGGCUUACGCUUCAAUCACAGAUCCGGUGGCUGUUGAUAACCCCGACGUUCCUAGUUACCAGCCGUACGUUCACGCACGAUGCGAUCCUUCAGCGCUCGUGCCGCUUCAGAUGCUCGGAAUUGAGAUGAGAGUAGAUUGUUGGCUCGACAUGGCGUUUGUCACCGUCACCGGACGGUGGCGAGUUCACUGCGUUAUGCCUAGCAAACGCUUUGACUGCUGUGUCGGUGUUCCUAUGGGUGAGAAGGGCACACUUCUAGGUGCUGAGAUUGAUGUUUUGAGCAAUGAGAAAUCUUACAAGACCAAACUAGUUACAGAGGAUGAAACAUCUGACUUUGAAAACGUUCAUAAAGACAAAGAUUCACGUUUCUUCAAGUCUCAUAUCUAUACUUUCAAGAUCCCACAUGUUGUUGGAGGAUCAAUCUUUUCGGUUAAUGUGAAUUGGUCUCAGAAAUUGAUUUACAAAGACGGCAAGUUUCAUCUCAAUGUGCCUUUUAGAUUCCCUGCUUAUGUGAAUCCUGUAGGCAAGGAGAUUAUUAAACGAGAAAAGAUUGUGUUAAACAUGAAUUCUUGUGUUAGUGGCGGUGAAGUAGCUUCUAGUUAUACAAGCCAUCCUUUAAAGGUGAUUCACCGUGAAGCGGGUAAAUUAAGUUGCGAGUAUGAAGCUGAAGUACCAUCAUGGUCAAGAGUUGAUUUUGGUGUUUCAUUCAAUGUUUCCUCUGGUGAUCUGUGUGGUAAUGUUUUGGUUAAGUCUCCAUCUCCAUGGGAUUCAGAUGACAGAGGAAUUUUCUGUUUGUACCUUUUCCCUGGAACCACCAAGCAUAAGAAGCUUUUCAAACGAAGAGUUGUGUUUGUGAUUGACAUAAGUGCAAGCAUGAAAUGGAAGCCGCUUGAGGAUGUGAAGAAAGCUUUGUUGGAGUGUUUGGCUAAGUUACAAGCUGAAGAUGUUUUCAACAUAAUCGCUUUCAAUGACGAAAUUCUGGAAUUCUCAACUUCAAUGGAGUUUGCAACAGAUGAAACUAUCUCUGCUGUGACUGAAUGGCUUGAUACUAAUUUAAUUGCAAAUGGUGGAACAAACAUGUUACUUCCCCUCAAACAGGCAAUGAAAUUGCUUGAAGGAAGCAAUAUUGGAGUUCCUCUUGUAUACCUUGUCACUGAUGGAUCUGUUGAAAACGAGAGAGAGAUAUGUAAUGCUAUGAAAGAAUCUUGUAGCAGAAACGGGAAAUCGAUUUCUCCUCGGAUAUCUACCUUUGGCAUUGGUUCGUUUUGCAACCAUUACUUCUUGCAAAUGCUAGCGCGGAUAGGGAAUGGUUACUAUGAUGGCACAAACAACACAGAUUCAUUCGAGCAUCAGAUGAGUAGACUAUUUGAUAUAGCUUCUUCAACGAUCGUAGCCAAUACCACUUUUGAUGCUCUCAAACUUCUCCGAUCAGUUGAGCUGUUUCCUUGUCAGAUUCCAGAUAUUACGCUCUGUGAUCCGUUGAUCUUGUCUGGAAGAUACAAAGGAGAGUUCCCAGAUGAAGUUGAACUCAGAGGCACACUAGCUGAUAUGAGCUGUUUCACAAUCGAGCUAACAGUGCAGAAGGCUAAAGACAUUCCUCUAGACAAGGUUCUUGCGAGGAGACAGAUCAAUGAACUUACUGCUCGAGCUUGGUUCGAAGACAAGAAAGAGCUGCAAGAAAAGGUCAUGAGAUUGAGUAUACAAACAGGGUUUCCAAGCGAAUACACGCAAAUGGUCUUAUCACUCAAACACGACGAGGAAGAGAAGACGAUAGCGAGACCUGUUUCUAUCAAAGAGAUUCUAAGGAACCCACCGUACCAAAUCCACAAGCAAAUGCAGAGGAACAACAGCGACAGAACGAGUUUGCUUGGGAAACAAGGGUAUGGGUUCGGGAACGUUGCCGCUACGUUAAAGAACGUGCCUCCAUGGAUGGAGGAACCGAAGGAGUCGGAGGGAACUGAACUUCUGAUAAGAGCGGCGUCAGGAGUGGUUGAUCGCGUUUGCUGUAUGUGUUGCUUGCAGUGCAUGUCGAGGGUGAGUGAUCAGUGCACCAUUGUCUUCUCUCAGCUCUGUGCAGCAUUGGCUUGUUUCCAGUGUAUUGGUUGCUGUUUUGAGGUUUGUGGUUGUCUUGACCUCUAAGGAAACCAAAUAAAAAGUUUAAAACAAA